AUGGCAGCGUGGCGUAUCUAUGGAGACGCGCAGUGCGCGAGGAGCCGCGGGCGCCUGGUUGCUAUGGAGCGGUAUAUAAGCGGCGCGGGGGGCGGUCCCGGAGCAGUGCGCGGGAUGGAUCGGGUCGGGGUGUACGGGCUGCUGGGGGCUGCGGCCGCUCUGGGCUCCGCGCCUCUCCUGGGACCCUGGCUGGCACUGGGCGCCCUGGUGGUGGGACUGCUGGGGGUUUGGUGCGUGCUGGGGGCCCCGUUGGAGCUGCUCCGGGCCCCAGAGGACGUGGGCUACCUGCCGGAGCGGGGCCGGGAUCGGGCAGCCACUGCCAGACAGGUGCAGAGGCGGCGGAGGCUGGGAGACUUACCUCCGGUCUACCCCAACGGGUGGUACCAUGUGCUGGGCUCCCGGGAGCUGGGACCUCAACAGACUCGGAGUCUGACAGUGCUGGGCGAGCAGAUCGCGGUGUUCCGCACCCAGGAAGGCAAAGUGUACGUCGUGGAUGCUUACUGCCCCCACCUUGGUGCCAAUCUGGCUGUGGGCGGCCGGGUGGUCGGCGACUGUAUAGAGUGUCCCUUCCAUGGGUGGCAGUUCCGUGGAGAAGAUGGAAAAUGUGCGCGGAUUCCAUACGCUGAAAAAGUGCCGGACUUUGCCAAAAUCAAGACGUGGCCGUCCUGCGAGGUGAACGAGACGAUCUUCGUUUGGUAUCAUUGUGACGGCAUCGAGCCCACGUGGGCCGUUCCCGAGCAGCAAGAGAUCACCAGCAAGGAAUGGGUGUACCGCGGCCGGACGGAGCACUUUAUCAACGCGCACAUCGAGGAGAUUCCCGAGAACGCGGCGGACAUCGCUCACCUGAAGUUCCUCCACGAGCCGGGGAUCGUUAGCGGCGUGGAUCUGCGGUAUACCAAAGCCAACACGUGGGACUUCGUCAAGCACUCCUGGAAGGUGGAGUGGAUGCCCGAGUCGGCCCCCAACAAGCACUGCUCCAAAAUGCUGCUGGACCACAGUCUGCUCCUGUUAGGGAUUCACGUUCCCCUGCUUGAUUUUCACGUUGUCGCCAGACAGGUGGGCCCUGGGAUAGUGUUCCUCACCUUCAAUCACUCCUUCUUGGGGUCUGGAGUCAUCUUGCAUUAUGUGACACCAGAGGAACCUCUGCUUCAGAAGGUGUCUCACAGUAUCUACUACCAGAAAAGUGUACCGACGGUGGUUCCCAAGAGCAUAUUAAGGGCAGAAUGUAUUCAGUUUGAAAGGGACGUCAUGAUCUGGAAUAACAAGAAAUACGUUUCCAAACCGCUGCUGGUGAAGGAGGACGCGGCGAUCCAGAAGCACCGGCGCUGGUACUCCCAGUUCUACAGCGAGAACAGCCCGCGCUUCAGCUUCCAGAAACACGGCCUGGAUUGGUGACCUGUGAGCGCCGCCCACUCCCCGCCCUUUUCGCCUAUUCCACCAAUCGGCAAACACUCCUCGGCUGCGAGGCGUCUGCGGGACGCGGAUUUCAGAGCGAAGGGAAAAUAGACUUUGAAACCGUGAAUAAUUUAAUGA
Messenger RNA from Spea bombifrons (plains spadefoot toad), 1533 nucleotides. RefSeq names its product cholesterol 7-desaturase nvd-like. The record is from RefSeq and is a predicted model, not a curated record. The transcript has 7 exons. Lineage: Eukaryota; Metazoa; Chordata; Amphibia; Anura; Pelobatidae. Gene Ontology annotation, biological process: chlorophyll biosynthetic process; cholesterol metabolic process. The coding region runs from base 1 to 1395 and encodes 464 amino acids. Gene Ontology annotation, molecular function: 2 iron, 2 sulfur cluster binding; chlorophyllide a oxygenase activity. Gene Ontology annotation, cellular component: chloroplast.